AGCCACAAUUGUCGCAAAACCCCGACAUCCGGCGAAUUAUUUUGCAGCAGUAUGAUGUAGCCAUGACGUUUUUGACAGCUGGAAUCUGAUUGGCUGUUGCGUUUUGAAGCCUUGGAGAUGAUGUUCAUGGCUACCUGACUGUAUUUGUACUCUAAUGGAGAUCUGAAGUGGAUGUGAAUAUGGAUGCAGAACGCAAAGGCUGUUUCAAAACUACGAGACAUUAAUGAAUGGGACACAGGAGCGUCUGAGCCUCGUACUGCGAGAUGUGACAGGAUGCUGAACCAUCACUGCAGAAGGAACCCAGAGUUACAGGAGGAGCUGCAGAUCCAGGCGGCGGUGGCGGCCGGUGAUGUCUACACCGUCCGCAAGAUGCUGGAGCAGGGCUACUCGCCCAAGAUCAGGGACGCCAAUGGCUGGACGCUGCUGCACUUCUCUGCGGCGAAGGGAAAGGAGCGCUGCGUGCGUGUGUUCCUCGAACACGGAGCGGAUCCCACAGUGAAGGAUUUCAUUGGAGGCUUCACCGCUCUGCAUUACGCCGCCAUGCAUGGCCGCGCGCGCAUCGCCCGCCUCAUGCUGGAGUCCGAGUACCGCAGCGACAUCAUCAACGCCAAGAGCAACGAUGGCUGGACGCCUCUGCACGUGGCAGCCCACUAUGGCCGCGACUCCUUUGUGCGUCUCCUCUUGGAGUUCAAAGCCGAGGUGGACCCGCUCAGCGACAAAGGCACCACGCCGCUCCAGCUGGCUAUCAUCCGCGAGCGCUCCAGCUGCGUGCGCAUCCUGCUCGACCACUGCGCCAACAUAGACAUUCAGAACGGCUUCUUGCUGCGUUACGCCGUCAUUAAGGGCAAUCACUCGUACUGCCGCAUGUUCCUGCAGCGCGGAGCGGACACUAACCUGGGCCGGCUGGAGGACGGCCAGACGCCGCUGCACCUGUCGGCCCUCAGAGACGAUGUGCUGUGCGCGCAGAUGCUGUACACUUACGGAGCCGAUACAAACACAAGAAACUACGAGGGCCAGACACCCAUGGCGGUUUCUGUCAGCAUGUCUGGCAUCAGUCGGCCCUGUCUGGACUUUCUACAGGAGGUCACAAGGCAGCCCAGGACUUUGCAGGAUCUGUGCAGGAUAAAGAUCCGGCAGUGCAUCGGCCUGCAGAGCCUGAAGUUUCUGGAAGAUCUGCCCAUUGCCAAGGUCAUGAAGGACUACCUAAAACACAAGUUCGACAGCGUUUGACAGCAGCCGACCAACUCGUUUCUGUAGGUUCCCUUAAGACUCUAUGCAACUCUCUUUUGAUUUCGACUCAACCUCUGGGAGCAGGUGCAGCAUUUUGUACAAGCAGAGUGAAAUAACGACACUGUAAUGGCCACCUUUGUUCAUUCACUGAAGGUGUCAUGGAAAAAUUCCUGACCCAUGAGAGGGGAAAAAUGCAGACGUUUGAUUUGUACCAAAUAUCUUUUUUGCUCUUAAAUCAACAAGGCCUUUGUAAGUAUUAGACUUUUUUUCUAUCAGCUACAUUCUCAAAUAAGGAAAAGAUAAAAGCUAAGAUAUCCAGAGAAAUUGGCAAAUGUUCAGGUCACUCUCAUAAAAAAAUGCAUGUGCUAUUGUCAUUUUUGCUGUGAAGAAAUCAUUUUCAACCAUUUCAUAAGUUAAUAGAAUCCAAUGUGUUUGCAUUUAAAAACAAAUUGUCCCAAAAAAACCAACAGGCUCUCAGUUUUUCUCUGCAAACAUUCUAUAUAUAUAUAAUUAUUUUUUGGUUUUAUUAUUAUUUUUUUUGGAGAAUUUAAAUUUAAUUGAUUUCUCUCUUCUUUUUUUAUGAUUAUUUUUAUACUAUUUUUAUUUACAAAUUGUUCGAGAUUCAGUAUCAGAGGUGCUUGUCUUUACAUGCGUAAAUCAUUAACGAACUUUAUGUAAAUAUUUGUGUCAUAUGUACAGAUAUUUUUAGACUAUUUAUGCCACAUGCUUGUGUUAUCGAAGUGUUUUGGGGGUUUUGUUGAGUGGUUCUGUGUUUUUUGUGUAACCUGUCAAGGGCUUUGAUGUAGGAACGUCUGGAUCUGUAAUUAAAUGGAAUAUUAGCGAUGCUUAAUUGGACUUGGCCAUUAUUUUCUUCUUAUUAAGCUCAUGAAAAAUCUCUUACAUUUUUACAGUCAGUAACUUAAUUUUCUCAUGAUUUUUUUAAUAUAUAAUGAUUUGAAAUGCACUUAAUUGUUUGUUUGUUUUUUUCCUACAAAAUAUAAGCAUUAGUCAAAGGACUGGAUAGCAUUAAAUUAGUUAAGUUCAUUUGCCACUUCUUCAAGCAAGUUUCACACCUUUUAGUCAGAUCGCUCGAAGCUUUAAUUUUGAUCUUUCCCCUUAAAAUCUCAAUCAAGGUGAAAGCGUUUUGUGGGAGAGACUCUCACAAACCGGUUGGAACACUAGCUGCCUUUCCUUCAGUCCGUGACGCAGUACAGCUACAGCAUUUCACCACAUCAUGAACACACUUCAAGUGCAUUAAAGUGACCUGCCACAGCAUUUUCAUUAGUUCUUUUUGAGUUCAGUUCAGGGCGUUUGUUUGGACUGAAAGCAUCUCUGGAUGUCUGCUUACUACCAUAAUGUAUUCAGAAGCAGGUGUGGAGGACUGAUUUGAGAGCCAGGGAAUGUGAUAUGGGAUUUGUCUUUACAAAUCCAAAGUCUUCCACAACUACUGAAUGUAUAUAAUCUGCUGUUUCACAUGUACAUGUGUGUGAAUAAAUGGAACUCAUAAUGUCCCCGUUUGUUAUUUUUUUUAAAGUCUCAUUGUUGUACUUUUGAAGCAGUAAUUAUGCCGUGCUCAUUGAUUUGCAUCCAUUUUUCCAGAGAUUGAUGACUUUCUAAUAAAAUGUCUGAGAAAUAUGCAGA
Cyprinus carpio (common carp) is the source of this 2871-nucleotide messenger RNA. It is a transcript of the gene asb7, whose product is annotated as ankyrin repeat and SOCS box containing 7. Gene Ontology annotation, molecular function: protein binding. NCBI's taxonomy places the organism in Eukaryota, Metazoa, Chordata, Actinopteri, Cypriniformes, Cyprinidae. Gene Ontology annotation, biological process: intracellular signal transduction. The record is from RefSeq and is a predicted model, not a curated record.